CCCCCGCCGCCGCCGCCGCCGCCGGCAGCUGUGCGGCAACCCGGGCAGGAAUUGCUUGCACGGGGAUUUCCUGAAUUUGUAAAAAUUGUAGAAGUUGGUCCAAGAGACGGAUUGCAGAAUGAAAAGACUAUCGUUCCUACUGAAGUAAAAAUUGAAUUAAUUGAUCGACUUUCCAAAACAGGGCUGCCUGUCAUAGAAGUGACAAGUUUUGUUUCCUCGAAAUGGGUACCUCAGAUGGCAGAUCACACAGAAGUAAUGAGAGGAAUAGAGCAGUAUCCUGGAGUCCGCUACCCGGUACUUACUCCUAAUCUUCAUGGUUUCUAUUCUGCUAUCGCUGCUGGAGCAACGGAAGUGUCAGUCUUUGGUGCAGCAUCUGAGUCUUUCAGCAAAAUAAAUAUUAAUUGCUCAAUAGAAGAAAGCAUGGAACGAUUUGAGGAUGUUGUUAAGUCCGCAAGAAGCAUGGGCAUUCCAGUACGAGGGUAUGUGUCUUGUGCAUUGGGAUGCCCUUAUGAAGGAAAUAUUUCACCAGCUAAAGUUGCAGAAGUCUCAAAAAGGCUAUACAGUAUGGGAUGCUAUGAAGUCUCUCUGGGAGACACCAUCGGUGUAGGGACACCAGGAAGUAUGAGAAGAAUGCUGGAAUCGGUUAUGAUGGAAAUCCCAGUUUCUGCUGUUGCAGUGCAUUGUCAUGACACUUACGGCCAAGCUUUAGCCAAUAUCCUUACAGCGAUGCAGAUGGGAGUCCAUGUGGUGGAUUCUGCAGUUGCUGGUUUAGGAGGCUGCCCCUAUGCAAAAGGUGCCACAGGAAAUGUAGCCACAGAAGACGUGAUAUACAUGCUGGAUGGUUUAGGAAUCAAUACGGGUGUGAAUCUUUAUAAGGUUAUGGAAACUGGUAAUUUCAUUUGCACAUCGUUGAACAAGAAAACAAAUUCUAAAGUUGCACAAGCUUCCUUCAGUGGUUGAGUUGCCCAAAAAGGAGAGUCACGUUUCUAAAUAUCCUAUAUCUGUCUAUCAGUGUGCUCUACAUAUUUACAGCUGCAUUGGGCAAAUAUGUUGCAAUAACUAUUUCAGCAGAGAAGGGAAAUGGCGGCGUAGUUAAUAUCUGAUAUGACAGUGGCAUCAGUGUAUCAUAAAAUCAAACUGGAAACCUUCAGAUAUGGUUGUCUAAUAAAACCUUCUCUCUUUGCGUGGGUCCAGUGGAGAUUGUCUACCUACAAUCUGCCAGCAGGCUUUGUUAAUGGGGCCUCAUCCAACUUCUGGUUUCGUUGUUCCUCGGUGGAGCAUAGCUGUGUCCAUGUGGGGAGAGAAAAGUGUGUGUAUUUGCUUUCAUGCAUGAGACAGAAAAUGUAUGUUUAAGAUCGAGGCAGUACACAUACUCAUCUAUUUGUUCAGCAUUGUGCAUUUUUAGUAAAAUUCCAUUUCAUUAACCAGUAGAAAUACAGAAAUUCAUAAAGGGGAAUAGCUGCAAGUUCCCCAGAGUCCAUCCCUUUCACACUAACUAGCCUUUAAAAUCUCAGUAACUCACUCUGAGAAAAAGCGAGAAAAAAAUAAAGAGAAAAAAAUAAAAAUUUUCCUUACUUACAGUUGAGAACAGAUCAACAUCAAAGAAGGGCACCAACUGAAGAAAGAGAGGGGGAAAAACACUCAGCAGAGAGGUGGGGGGGUCUCUUUGAAAGACUGGAAG
Pogona vitticeps (central bearded dragon) is the source of this 1681-nucleotide messenger RNA. RefSeq names its product 3-hydroxy-3-methylglutaryl-CoA lyase like 1 (gene HMGCLL1). Gene Ontology annotation, cellular component: cytosol; endoplasmic reticulum. Gene Ontology annotation, molecular function: hydroxymethylglutaryl-CoA lyase activity. The record is from RefSeq and is a predicted model, not a curated record. NCBI's taxonomy places the organism in Eukaryota, Metazoa, Chordata, Lepidosauria, Squamata, Agamidae. Gene Ontology annotation, biological process: L-leucine catabolic process; ketone body biosynthetic process.